AUGGUUAACGUUUUGGUGGUGGUGGUGGUGGUGCCAGGGUCUUCAGCGGGGCUCUCUGAGCAUGCGCAGUCGAGGCGCGGGGUUUGCUGGGCGGGGCCUGAAGCCCGGCGAGGCCGCGAUCCCGGAAGUGUGGAGUCCGGGGAACGAACGCUGAUUUCCUGUGCUGUCCGGGCAUUCCAGGAGCGGCACGUGGCUGCCCCGCCUCGGCCCGGGAGCGGCCGCGUCGCCCUGGAGCCGCGGGUCUCGGUCGCGGAAGCCGUGUCGUCCCUGACCUUCGAAGACGCGUUCGUGGCGGCCUGUGCGGGCCCCGCCCCGCCGCGCCCCGCGCUCCCCACCAGGUUCAUCUGCUCCUUCCCCGACUGUGGCGCCAGUUACAACAAAGCCUGGAAGCUAGACGCGCAUCUGUGCAAGCACACGGGGGAGAGGCCAUUUGUUUGUGGCUAUGAGGGCUGUGGCAAGGCAUUCAUCAGAGACUACCAUCUGAGUAGACAUGCUCUGACUCACACCGGAGAAAAGCCGUUUGUUUGUGAAGAUAAUGGCUGUAAUCAGAAAUUCAACACAAAAUCCAACUUGAAGAAACACAUUGAACGCAAACAUGAAAAUCCACAGAAACAGUAUAUAUGCAGUUUUGAAGGUUGCAUGAAGGCCUUUAAGAAGCACCAGCAGCUGAAAACACAUCAGUGCCAGCACACGGGCGAGCCACUCUUCAGGUGCCCCCAGGAGGGAUGUGGGAAGCACUUUGCCUCACCCAGCAGGCUGAAGCGGCAUGGGAAGGUUCACGAGGGCUAUCUGUGUCAAAAGGGAUGUUCCUUUGUGGCAAAAACAUGGACAGAGCUUUUGAAGCACAUGAGGGAAGCCCAUAAAGAGGAAGUCACCUGUGCGGUGUGCCAGAAGACAUUCAAGCGCAAAGACUACCUUAAGCAGCACAUGAAGACUCAUGCUCCAGAGAGAGAUGUGUACCACUGUCUGCGAGAAGGCUGUGGGAGAACCUACACUACCGUGUUCAACCUGCAGAGCCACAUUCUCUCCUUCCACGAGGAAGAGCGGCCGUUCGUGUGUGAGCAUGCUGGCUGUGGCAAGACGUUUGCAAUGAAACAAAGCCUUAUAAGACACAGCGUUGUGCAUGAUCCUGACAAGAAGAGGAUGAAGCUCAAAGUAAGACCACGUCGGGAAAGACGGAGCUUGGCCUCUCACCUCAGUGGGUACCUCCCUCCUAAAAAGAAACCAGAGCCAGACUCCUCCGAGCCUUUAGGCAGCAGCCCGCAAGGCCAGAUGCUCCCACCAGCUGCAUCACUUACCCUCCAGUGAGCAGCACUGACCACAUGAGGGACUCUAGAGCAGCCAGCAGGAGCUUCUGCAUGAGCUUGGACUUUUUUAUUAAAGUCAGUGACA
Microtus ochrogaster (prairie vole) is the source of this 1392-nucleotide messenger RNA. It is a transcript of the gene Gtf3a, whose product is annotated as general transcription factor IIIA. The record is from RefSeq and is a predicted model, not a curated record. Gene Ontology annotation, cellular component: nucleus. NCBI's taxonomy places the organism in Eukaryota, Metazoa, Chordata, Mammalia, Rodentia, Cricetidae.